Acanthosepion pharaonis is the source of this 636-nucleotide messenger RNA. The record is from the annotation of a GenBank genome assembly. NCBI's taxonomy places the organism in Eukaryota, Metazoa, Mollusca, Cephalopoda, Sepiida, Sepiidae.
AUGAUUUGUAGUGGAGGCGAUGGAAGUCGGAGAAGGACACGUGUUAGGGACAUCAGCAAACGUCCGGGACAGUUUCUGUUUGCGAGUCAGUAUAAUUUUUUUUAUAUAUUUUGGUAUAUUCCUUUCAUUAUUCUGUCUAUCUAUCUUUCUAUCACUCUAUUCUUCUUUCUUGUACAUUCUUGUGUACUUGUUUCGAUUUUCUUCCUUUCUCAUUUGUUUUAUUUCUCACUCUUUCAUCCUUGUUCGUCCUAUCUUUCUUUCUAUUACCCUUGCUUGUUCUUUCUUUCACUCACUCCCUCUCUUACUUUCUUUCAUCAUUCUUUGUUGUUCUAUCUUUCAAUUUAUCUCUCUCCAUCUCACCCUUUCUUUCUUUCUCGAAAUGAUUCCUGCUUGUUCUUUCUUUCUUUCUUUCUUUCUUUCUUUCUUUCGUUUUCUUUCUUUCUUUCUUUCGUUUUAAUACCUUUUUCUUUCAUUCUUUCUUUCUUUAAUUCUUUCUUUUCUACCUUUUUCUUUCUUUCUUUCUUUCUUUCUUUCUUUUUCUUUCUUUUAAUACCUUUUUCUUUCAUUCUUUCUUUCUUUAAUUCUUUCUUUCUUUCUUUUUUCUACCUUUUUUCUUUCUUUCGGUCUCUCAAUUAG